Phaedon cochleariae (mustard beetle) is the source of this 3034-nucleotide messenger RNA. The record is from the annotation of a GenBank genome assembly. NCBI's taxonomy places the organism in Eukaryota, Metazoa, Arthropoda, Insecta, Coleoptera, Chrysomelidae.
CGUCAAAUGUCAAAUUUGAGAAUAGAUUUAAGGUUAUGUCAAUUCUAUUUUGGUGCAAAUUUAAACUAUUUUUGAAAUUAUGCAGAUAAAAAGGUAGCACUAGGGAUAAAAAUGUCGCAGAUUAUGCUUAUCAUUGCCACGGCACAUAUAGUUUAUUGUCCUUUUACCAAAGUAGAAGAAAGUUUCAACUUGCAGGCCAUUCAUGACAUUUUGUAUCAUAGAUUCAACCUCUCCCAGUAUGAUCAUCUUGAAUUUCCUGGCGUUGUCCCUCGUACCUUUAUUGGACCCCUAUUUAUUGCAUUUCUUGCAUCACCCAUUGUAGCUGCUUUAGAAAUAUUGAAUGUGAACAAAUUCUGGGCACAAUAUCUUGUGAGGACCAUUAUUGCUACAUGUAUAGUUAGUAGCUUCAACAUUUUGAGUAAAACAUUAGAGAAGCAGUUUGGAUCAAGAUGGUUACAAUGGUUCAUAGCUAUAACUGUGACACAGAGUCAUUUCAUGUACUACCUGAGUCGUCCAUUGCCAAAUAUUUUUGCAUUACCAUUAGUACUGUUAGCACUCAAUGGUUGGAUCAAGAACAACAAUAUCACUUUUGUACUGUUUUCUGCAGCAGCUAUUAUUAUUUUUCGAGCAGAGUUGGCUUUAUUUUUAGGAAUACUAUUGCUUUAUGAUCUCUACUACAAGAGGAUAUCAAUAAAACGGCUAUUGCAGAUUGCUAUACCUGGUGGAAUAGGAUUCCUUAUGCUGUCAGUAGUGAUUGAUUCAAUUUUUUGGACCAGACCAUUAUGGCCAGAAGGGGAAGUACUGUGGUAUAAUACCAUUAUGAAUAAGAGUUCAAAUUGGGGAACUUCACCUUUUCUAUGGUAUUUCUACUCUGCUAUUCCCAGAGGCAUGGCAGCCUCAGUAUUUCUAGUUCCAAUUGGAUUCUUUCUUGAUGAAAGAGUAAGAAAAUUAGUCAUACCAGCUUUACUUUUUGUCUUUUUGUAUUCCUUUUUACCACACAAAGAACUGAGGUUCAUCAUAUAUGUCUAUCCUUUUCUGAAUGCUGCUGCUGCAACUGCAUGUCAUAAAAUCUGGGAGAAUCGCAACAAAACACCCUUCUACCAUUUAAUGUCUCUGGGUGUAGCAGGACAUCUCACUGUUAACAUAGUCUUCACCCUCUUCUUGCUGAGCAUAUCAGGUACCAAUUACCCUGGUGGAACUGCCAUUUCUCAUCUGCACAGGCUUGCCAGGGACGAAACUCACGUCAGGGUGCACAUAGCGAAUUUAGCUGCUCAAACAGGAGUCUCCAGGUUCACACAGAUCAACACCAAUUGGACGUAUAGCAAAACAGAAAACCUAAUGCCAGGCGCUUAUGAGCUAUAUGGGUUCACUCACCUCAUUGCAGAAUCUAAAAGCAAAUUUUCAAACAGUCUGAAGCCGUAUUCUGCUACACAUGAUGUAAUAGACACCAUAGAGGCCUUCCACCAAAUAUCAUUCAACUAUCUCACCAUUCCGCCUGUGAAAAUUAAAACCAAACCUGUGUUGUUCAUUUUGAAGAGGCGCAAAAACUAUAAAGAUGUGCUUAAAAUUGAGGAAAGCAUAGAGGAAGUACAGGAGUACAUAGUAAGUCAUGGAAAUAUUGAGGGAAAUAUUGAAGAGAAUUUGAAUGAAACGCCUGAGAUUGAAGACAUUGUCUCUAGCAAAAUUAUUGAAGGUGAAGUACUUCCAUCUGGAGAAGCUAAUACAAAUAUUGAAGACUUGAAAGAACUUGAGGAUAACCUACUAUUUCCUGAAGAUAUGCCAAACACAGAUAUCACUGAUGCUGAGAUUGAAGAACAAUCAACACCAAUUAUUGUAGUAGAAGGAAAUCUCCCAAGAAUUGAAGAAACCAUCAAAACUUAUUCAAAAAUAUCAGAAGAAAGUGUUCCCAGCACAGAGACAGUAGAUAUUUUCAAUGAAAAUACCAAAACACCUGAUGAAAAGAGAAUGAAAUUGAGACCAAAAACUCAGUUUAUUCAGAAGGAACCUUCAGAAAAAAAUCUACUCAAAAACAAACGUUUGAAGCAUGAGGAAUACUCUGAAAAUAAUCCAAAGAUAAACAUGGUAGACUCUUCCAUAGAUUUUGAAAACAAAUUGAUCACCAAAUUGAAGAUAGAUAGGCAGACACCAAACAAUCAAGAUUUUGCACAAGCUAGGAACAAAUUUAAGCACAAACAGGAUAGCCAGAUGAAUUCAGACCAAAAAGUGAAGAAAGCUGAAGUUGCAAACCUUGAGAAGGAUGAAUAUGAGGAAUCAGCAUUACGGAAAAUUAAAGUAAAGGAAGCCACUGAAGAUUCAGAAAAUAAACUGCACGUCAAGUUGAACAUCAGGAAGAUCAUUCAAAAAUAUAAAAGAAAAAAGCUAGAUGGCGGAAAACAAGGAAAAGAAUUGGAUCAGAAUAAGAUGCCAAUAGUAGAAACAGUGAACAAAGAAGAAUUGAUACAAGAAGAAAAGGAAGAAAUACUGAAAAUUCAACAACAGAUAAUGACCAUCAUAGAUGACAAUCCAAGAAUAACCAACAAGGAGUUGAUAAAGAAGAAACUACAAGAAACUAUCAUGAAUGAAUUAGCGAAUUUUGUUGAACAACGAAAUAAUGAUGACGUCAAGAAAUCUGAAGAUAUAGGACAUCUUAAACCAUCAAGGAAUGCAAAAUUAAUGAGAAAUAAAAUACCAGAAGUUCAGGAAAUCCGCGAUAAAACUGAAGAACAGUUUGAAGGUUUGGAAAAGAGUGAUGAAGACUUCAACACUGGAGAACAGGGAAGCACUUUAGAUGUCCCAUCCACUACAAAGUAUGAAGACAAACUCAGCAAAACUGAUGAAGACCUUUUGAUCAAAGAUGAAAAGAUAGCUUUUGUAAAAAGGUUCAAGAAAGCUAAUGAGAAGUUGGAUAAUAUCAUGGUCAUUAUUGACGAAAUUGUCGAUACGAUCGAAAUCACUGACGAAGAAUAUGAAGAACAUUUGAGAUAAUAUUUUAUGAUGAUGUUAAGUUUUUUGAAUAAAUGUUGUGUUUCCAGUA